Debaryomyces fabryi is the source of this 1167-nucleotide messenger RNA. RefSeq lists its product as uncharacterized. Gene Ontology annotation, biological process: regulation of dephosphorylation; regulation of signal transduction. The coding region runs from base 1 to 1167 and encodes 388 amino acids. NCBI's taxonomy places the organism in Eukaryota, Fungi, Ascomycota, Pichiomycetes, Serinales, Debaryomycetaceae. Gene Ontology annotation, cellular component: cytosol. Gene Ontology annotation, molecular function: protein phosphatase 2A binding. The record is from RefSeq and is a predicted model, not a curated record. The transcript has a single exon.
AUGAAUAAUAAGGAUAACAAGAACCAGCAAACUGUAUCCGAACGAUAUAGAAAUGCUGUUGGAAAGUUCCAGAGUAUUUUUAAUGGAAGCUCUGGAUUUGGUGAGCGCAAGGACUCAUUGAAAUACCAGACAAAUAUAAGCGAUUUGAUUAAAGAGUUCACUUUGAUUCAUUUAAUUGUGAGCAGGUUAGAUUUGUUUAGCGAAAACGAAUCUCUUGACGAAAUAAAUGCUAGCUACAUACAAUUCAUAAACAUUGACUAUUAUUUGGGAUUGUUAUACUCGGAGUUUAUAUGGAAUCCAAAAACUGGACAAGUACCAGAAGCAUCAGAUCCAAUUGAAUUUAAGGAAGAGAAUAUCAGCAUCGCUAAAACCAAGCUUGUUCAUUACAUCGUACAAUUAGAUAACUAUGGAGAAAUUCUUUCUAAAACUCAGUCUUCGAGAGUGAAUUCCUUCAAAGAAUUAUAUAACCCUACAAACGAUGAAUUAAUUACCUAUAGUAAUCCGGCAUUGAAAAGAGCUGAUAAAAUUGAAAAUUAUAAGCUAGAGAAAGAAUUAAAAGAUAAAUUGCAAAUAUUAAAUGACUACUAUAACCAAAAUCCCGAAAAAGAUGAAGAACAAGAUGAUUCCAUAUUUCAAAGAUUUGAUGAAGAGGUGGUCAAAGCGAUUUAUGUUGAUCAACUAAGAUUGUUCAGUAUUAGCGCAUUUAAUAAUUUGGAGCUGUUAUCAAUGGAGUUGCAGGUUUUAUCUAACAGGCCAAGGCAGCGCAUAACAGAAAUAGAGGCCCCUAAGCCCAAAGAAGAGCCAUCGCUGUCGAAUGACUAUGGUUAUACCACAAAGUUAGAAUCAUUACCAUUCAAAAAUAAUAGCAAAAUCUCUGAUUUAAUUUCUAAACAAGGUAAAAUCUUGCAACCUUUCACAAUUACCUCCAAUAAACAAGAUCUCAAGCUGAAAGUAUUUGGUACAGGCCAAGUUCUUCCAUCCAUGUCCGUUGAAGAAUAUUUAGAUUAUGAGUUGGCGAACGGCAAGAUGGUGAAAGAAGAAGUUAAAGAUGAGAAGAAUGAUAGUGAUAGUGAUAAUUCCGACGAAGAAUUAGAAAAGAGACAAUGGGAUGACUGGAAGGAUGAUAAUCCAAAGGGUGGUGGUAAUAUGAAAGCAAAUUUAGGUUAA